ACACACUAAGUUAGGUAAACAACGGUCAACUCUUCACGUUGUUGACUUGGGGUGUUAGCGCUACGUGAUCGGAAUUGUUAUUGAUUGCUUCGAGAUGACAUUCGCGGUUGUUUUAUUGCUGUUCGCCUGCUUAUCGUAUCACGCUGUUGCAAAAAUUGAUGUGAACCACGACAGACACGUGGACAAGGGCGAGAAGCACAAAGUGGUAGCGCACAAGCAGCACGAGCCCGUCGACCAUCGGAAAUUAUACUUAGAGGAGUUUCAAAGGAAACGACGAGAUCAACAUGGUGCUAUUGAAUCGAUCGUCAAUAUCGAAGAAUCUAAGAGGAGACAUUAUGUUGAAGAAGUAGUGAAAAGUGUCAAGAAGUUAUUGGAAGAAAAUCGCGAAACGUUGGAGAGAAUUGGUCAUCGUGCCACUGAUCCAUUCCCACACGACAGUGAAACGUUGCGAAGUGCUUUGUCAAAGGUUCUUGAGAAUAUUGCAUUCUUUGCCGAUUUGUCUGUGAGGUUUCCAUUUUUGGAGAAAACGAUAGAGAAGGAUCGCAAAUUGAAGACUGUGGUAGUUUGGGCCUAUAAUUACGCUGAAGAGAGCGGACUAUGUGAUAGUGCUACGAACAAAAUGCUGAAACUGAUGGCGCAGCAACACCAAAUAAUCCCGAGACCUGAAAACUUUGUUAAUCCUUACGACAAAGAUACAGCAAAGAAGAAGCUGGAAGAGCUGGAGCGAUUGGAGCGACAAAAACAAGCAGAGGAGAAAAGCCAUAAGAUAACGAAGGAAAAGAAGAAGCCAAAAACCGAGCUUUGAUCUAGUGACGUUGAACACCCACGCUUGAACUUUUGAAUAUUGCUAAAACGCGUACCAUUGACUUAAGUUGAUUCAGGGAAAUUCCAUUCACUUCCAUAAUGGUUGUCCUAGUACACAUGUACUCAUAUCAUAGGGUGCUUUGAAAUGUUGAAAUAAACAAUACGUCUC
This is a messenger RNA of Cylicocyclus nassatus, 973 nucleotides long. The record is from the annotation of a GenBank genome assembly. Lineage: Eukaryota; Metazoa; Nematoda; Chromadorea; Rhabditida; Strongylidae.